AUGGCAAACAACCUACAAUCCUUUCAAGUCCCGAUUCUCAACAAGAGCAACUUCGAUAAUUGGAGUAUUAAAAUGAAGGCUCUACUAGGAGCUCAUGAUGUGUGGGAGAUUGUAGAGAACGGGUAUGAGGAACCGCCGGAUGAAGCAACACUAUCCCAACAACAAAAGGAAAGGCUAAGGGAUUCAAGGAAGAGGGAUAAGAAGGCUCUCUUCCUUAUCUACCAAGCAUUGGGAGAUGACGAUUUCGAGAAGAUCUCAAGCGCAUCCACCUCGAAAGAAGCUUGGAAUAAGUUACAAGUCUCGUGCAAAGGCGUCGAGCAAGUAAAGAAGGUACGUCUCCAAACUUUACGAGGUGAAUUUGAAUCCCUUAAUAUGAAGAAUCCGAAUCUAUAUCGGAUUAUUUUACUAGAGUAUUGGCGGUACCAAAUCAAAUGA
Molecule: messenger RNA, 435 nt
Organism: Striga hermonthica
Lineage: Eukaryota; Viridiplantae; Streptophyta; Magnoliopsida; Lamiales; Orobanchaceae
Source: the annotation of a GenBank genome assembly